AGAUCCAUAAACAACGGUCGUUCGUUUCGUUUGUCGUUGCCUGCAUUCUGUCUGUCUGCCAUACUGCCAUUUUGUUGCUUUUGGUUUUAUGUGCGUUUAGAGAACAAAUUGGUAGAAAAGUCGCAGUGUUUCGUGAAAAGUUGAGCAUUUUUAAUUGCAUUUUGUAAACAAAGUAUUAUUAAACAGUAAAAAUGGCAGCGAGCGACUCUGGGACAGAUGAGUCAUUGUAUCCCAUUGCGGUACUCAUUGACGAAUUGAAGAAUGAAGAUGUCCAACUUCGCCUGAAUUCAAUCAAGAAACUGUCCACAAUCGCUCUUGCAUUGGGUGUGGAGAGAACCAGAUCUGAACUGAUCCCAUUUUUGACUGAAACAAUUUACGAUGAAGACGAAGUACUAUUGGCUUUGGCGGAGCAGUUUGGAAACUUCAUUAACCUAGUCGGAGGCAGUGAGUAUGCACACUGUCUGCUUCCCCCACUGGAGUCCCUGGCCACAGUCGAGGAGACUGUUGUCCGUGACAAGGCAGUCACAUCGCUGCGAGCUGUAGCCGCACACCACACUCCACAAGCUUUGGAACAGCAUUUUGUGCCAUUAGUCCAGCGCUUGGCCGGCGGUGACUGGUUCACAUCCAGAGCCUCUGCUUGUGGGCUAUUCAGUGUAUGCUACCCGCGCGUGUCUGCUCCUGUGAAGGCUGAACUACGGCAGCACUUCUGUUCUCUGUGUCAGGACGACACUCCUAUGGUGCGCCGCGCUGCCGCCUACAAGCUCGGCGAAUUCGCCCGCGUCGUCGAAGUCGAAUAUGUCAAGAGCGAUCUGAUACCCAUGUUUGUUAACUUGGCGCAGGACGAACAAGAUUCAGUCCGUCUUCUGGCGGCGGAGGCGUGCGCAUGCGUGGCCGCGCUGUUACCGCGCGAGGACAUGGAGCAGCUGGUGAUGCCGACUGUGCGCAACAGUGCGGGCGACACCUCCUGGCGCGUGCGCUAUAUGGUUGUGGACAAGUUCGUGGAGCUGCAGCAGGCGGUGGGCGGGGAGCUGACGCGCUCGGAGCUGGCGCCGCUGUUCCAGGCGCUGCUCAAGGACACGGAGGCUGAGGUCCGCGCCGCAGCCGCCGGGAAAGUGAAGGACUUCUGCAAGAACUUGGACAAGGCUCAUCAGGAGCACAUCAUCAUGACGAUGAUCCUGCCACAAAUCAAGGACCUGGUCUGCGACCCCAACCAGCACGUCAAGUCUGCCCUCGCUUCAGUCAUCAUGGGCCUGAGCCCCAUCGUUGGCCGCCAGAACACCAUCGAACAUCUGUUACCACUCUUCCUCACACAACUCAAAGACGAAUGCCCCGAAGUGAGACUAAACAUUAUUUCCAACCUCGAAUGUGUCAACGAAGUCAUUGGAAUCCAACAGUUAGUACAAUCCCUCCUCCCAGCCAUUGUGGAACUCGCUGAAGACACAAAGUGGAGAGUGCGCUUGGCCAUUAUCGAACACAUGCCUCUGUUAGCCGGACAACUUGGACAAGAAUUCUUCGACGAGAAACUAACAGGACUAUGCAUGUCAUGGCUCAUCGAUCAUGUAUACGCUAUCCGUGAAGCGGCCACGCUCAAUUUGAAAAAAUUAGUCGAGCAAUACGGAUCUCAAUGGGCGGAGACUAACGUCAUUCCAAAAGUGCUGGCCAUGUCGCGCGAACAGAAUUAUUUACACCGCAUGACAUAUUUGUUCUGCAUUAAUGUACUGUCAGAGGUUUGCGGAAAGGAUGUCACUACCAGAGUGUUGUUGCCCACAGUGUUGUCUAUGGCUGACGACAAUGUUGCCAACGUGAGAUUCAACGUGGCGAAAACGCUGCAGAAAAUGGCGCCUUUCUUAGACUCAGCUGUGAUCCAACCGCAAGUGAAGCCGGUUUUGGAGAAAUUGAAUGUGGAUCCCGAUGUAGAUGUGAAAUACUUCGCGUCCGAAGCCAUCACUGGCAUCGCCGGUUAAUCGUCAUUGUUUUAAUUUAAUUUUAUAUAAUUAUAUGCUAAAAAUAUACUAGGCACUCUUGUGAUUGAUGCUGUAAAAUUAAAAAAGCUUUUUAAAAAUUGUCAUCUUUUUUAACUAAAUGGUCGCUUGAUUUUCUGUACUUAUAUUUUAAGACGUUUACAGCUUAUUUACACGCAAUGUCAUUGUGUAUUUGCCUAAGUUGAUUGCAGUAAACGUGUUAAAUGAAAAACGUUAUUUAUGAAACAAUUCCAUUUUGCAGUAUUAAUACUAACAGAAUGCCUAGUUUGUUUUCUAAAACUAUUACAUAAAUCAAGUAUAUAAAAUAUCCAAAUUCAGACUAACAUCUAUUCAAUCGCUUAAACUUGAAUAGACUUAGUUAUUUAUUAAGGUCCCACUGUAGCCGAAACUUUCGGUGUUGUAGUUAUAAUUCAUUCCGAACACUUGAGAUAUUUGUACCUCGUAAAUGUGAAUAAAAUUCUAAAAUACAA
Plodia interpunctella (Indianmeal moth) is the source of this 2452-nucleotide messenger RNA. RefSeq names its product serine/threonine-protein phosphatase 2A 65 kDa regulatory subunit A alpha isoform (gene Pp2A-29B). The record is from RefSeq and is a predicted model, not a curated record. Lineage: Eukaryota; Metazoa; Arthropoda; Insecta; Lepidoptera; Pyralidae. Gene Ontology annotation, molecular function: protein phosphatase regulator activity; protein binding. Gene Ontology annotation, cellular component: cytoplasm; protein phosphatase type 2A complex. The transcript has 6 exons. The coding region runs from base 192 to 1964 and encodes 590 amino acids. Gene Ontology annotation, biological process: protein dephosphorylation.